Molecule: messenger RNA, 5365 nt
Organism: Drosophila kikkawai
Lineage: Eukaryota; Metazoa; Arthropoda; Insecta; Diptera; Drosophilidae
Gene: Mekk1
Product: mitogen-activated protein kinase kinase kinase 4
Biological process (GO): protein phosphorylation; MAPK cascade
Molecular function (GO): ATP binding; protein kinase activity
Source: RefSeq, a predicted model, not a curated record
ACAGCAGUCGAUUUGGGGGCGACACCGCGCCGUCUGUUCCGGCUCACACUCGUUCGCAGUAUAUACCGAUCCGUAUAGUAUAGGCAGCGCGAGUAGAUGGGGGUAUAUUCUUGUUAAAAGUGCUAAUAAAUUGACUGGCUGCCGCGGCAAGUGUUCCGCGUUAUGAAAUACGAAGGGGUUGUGAUAGACCCAAAACUACAGCAGGAGACCGAUAGUGCUGGUGACCCCGCGGAUAACCAGGAAAGACUCCUCCAACGCCCAGUCAUCGUUCUAAAGUUCUCUGCGCUCCUCUUGUAAUUGUGAGCUGUCGCCUUCUUGUUUGCUCUCCGCUCGUGCUCGUUGCGUUCCUAUUGUUUUUUUUUUUUGUAAUUGUUUUUUACGGAGUGUUGUGCCGUGCAAUUAGAUGUACAUAAAUUGGCGGGGGGAACCCAAGCUCGAGAGGGUCCCCAAGUAAUAACAGCCCUAGAUUGCGGCGAUAGAACACAAUCAGCCAGCUGAGAAGAAAGAGUGUACUUAGCUAUACUCUAAAGUUCUCUCGUCUCGUUGCGAUUCGCUGAUCGUAGCCGGCAGUUUUGAAGUUAUUGGACUUGGACUCUGCAAAUAGUAAACUGUGAUUCCAGCUUGUACGCAAAAUGCGUCGGAAAAAGGUGGAGUACCGUGUGAAGCAGACGCCUUCGAGGCCGCUGCAGGUGUCUAGCGGUCGCAAUGGAUCCCUCGAGGAGGAUAUGCCCCCCGAGGACGAACUGUCGGCCCAGUAUGAGGCAUUCGGCACCACGCCACCCCGCACCAGGCUCAAAAUCAAGAAUCGUGACUGGGAACGCAAACAGAAGGUGGCCAAUGUGGCGGUUUCCGCAGAUUUGCCCUCCAGCGUGGGCGGUACCCCCAAGAAGGGUAUGACCCGAAUGGCCCGAUCUCGCGUCCUGCGUCGCAACACCAUGGACUGUGCGCUGCUCAACGAGAUGUUCGUCAACGACGAGGGCAAGCGGACAGACAAGCGGCUUCAGUCGCUACUGCGCGACUCGGAGCGUGAGAUGAAGAACUCACUGGCCACAACAGCGGUGGCCCCACCGCGGGGCAACAGCUUCCACGAGACUGCUCAUCCCCUAGAGUCGCUGGACAAGAUCAUGCCGCUCAGUUCGGAGGCCAUGGCACCGAUCCCUCUUCGCAUUGCCUCCAAGGUGGUGGAAAGCUGUAAUCGUUACCGCUGCGUAUCCUCGCGGCCGAUUGGCUAUCGCUCCUCGGCACCGCCGCUGGCUUUUGCUGCCCAACUGCCAGCCGGGUUGUUGAGGAGCGAUGGCAGGGCAACCGCUGGGUUAGGGAAGCGCAAGGACUUCCACGAGACGUUCGCCAACCUAAUCAAGCUGGGCAGCGUAGAUCGUCAGGAUGCCAAGUUGUCGCAGGAGGAACACACUUGGCAGACUGAGCUGAAGGAUCUCAUCUGGCUAGAGCUGCAGGCUUGGCAGGCUGAUCGUACGGUGGAACAGCAGGACAAGUACCUAUUCGAGGCACGGCAAGGGGUUUCCGAUCUGCUUACCCAGAUCAUCAGCUAUAAGUUCCAGCCGCGCUACCGCCGCGAGCCGAGCCUCAUAAGUCUGGACAGCGGCAUCCAUUCCGAUAGUAACUCCAAUGCCAGCUCUCCUUUGCCCAGCAAGAUGUGCCAGGGCUGCAUGUCUUUGUACUGUAAGGACUGCAUGGAUCACCAGGAGUUGGCGUUGCGGGAGGUGGAGGGCAUGUUGACUCGUCUGGAGGCUGCCGAAGCCCUUUACCCCUCCUCACAGGCCAUGGGCGCCCUGCAUCCCAUCUACAAGUCACAGAGUUUUGUGGGUCGCAUCAAGUCCAUGUGCCUGUGGUAUAACAUAACCAAGCAGAACAAGCUCAAGCUGAGUAUUCUGGGCAAGAUCUUGGCCAGGCUGCAAGAUGAGAAGUUCUCCUGGCCCGUGUGCACCUCCUCCUACAUGGCCUCGGAUAGUGGUAGCUCUUCUGCCUCAGGUGUGGACAAUGAUGACUCGGCUGUCAACUCUAUGGACUCCUCAAAGCCGCCCAGUGUGACAAGCUCGCGCAAAGGUUGCCGUAAUGGCAGCGUAACACCUUGCCACAAGGUGCAGUUCAUGCUGAACGAUGCCACCCAUGUGCCCGGCGAGACUUCCAGCAGCAAUGAAUCCACCUCUACCGAGAUCAGCCAGUUGUCCAGCGAAUGCUCGCAUGGCCACAUGCGCAAGGGAUCCAUGCACGACAUCAACAUUUUCAGUGUGGAGCCUUUGGGUUCCUGCAGCAACAAUGGCACUGGGGAGCAGUCCUCGGCCCUGUACCGCAAGUUCAUUGAGAAUGUCCUCAAGAGUCGUGGACUGGCCAAGUCGCUGGCCUUUCUCCACAAGCUGCACAAUGUGGCGUUGUACAAGGCUCACAUUUCCUUGGAGAAGCCCGGAGCCGAGGACUUUGACUUCGAGCUGGACGCGGAAGCUAUAGAGGAAGAUGUACCCAGAUUGGAUCCACAUAUAAGCCGCGAGCAGGUCGUGGAGCUGCGCACCUAUGGCUACUGGAGCGAGGAGGCACAGUCGAUAAACCUGCCGUCCUACAUUCCCACCUUCGUCUUCCUGAGUGGCCUUCCCUUGCAGUUUAUGCACGAGUUCCUGCGCAUGCGUCUGGAAACCCGACCGGUGCGACCUAAUCCCUUGAGCUUGGAACAGCUGAUGAAGGAGCUUAGGGAGGGCCUGACCUUGGCCCUGACCCAUCGGGAGCGUUACCAGCGACACAUCACCACGGCACUGGUGGAGAAUGAGACGGAACUGGUGAGCUACAUCAACAUUCUGAAUCACUACGAUGCCACGGUUAGGAAGACAUUUGAGCUGUACCUGGAGUACAUUGACCAGCUGGUCCUGGUGGCCGUGCCCGAGGGCAACCAGAAGUCUGUGCUGGAGAAGGAGUGGAUGUUCACCAAGCUCAUCAGUCCCAUGAUCAAGGGCAUGCACACCCUGGCCUCCCAGAAAUUCUGCGGAAUCAUAAGCAAGUUGCUAAGGAAUAUCUCCGAUCGUCUGGUGAAACGCACCGUGGAGCUGGACAAGCAGAUUGAUGGAACCGCCGAUAGCGAUGACAGCGAGGAGGUGAAGUGGCAGCUCCUGACCAUUUGCCGGGAGACGCAAUCGCUGCUCACCGUGGAGCGCGAGCGCUCCAUAAAGGUGCUCUUCUUCGCCAAGACCUUCUGCCGCGACGUAGAAACUACGGACUUCCAUCGCGAGCACUAUGAGCAUGACGUGGCCAACCAGCAGCAUGACUUUAUCUGCUCCGAUGUGAAGGCGGCGUUCAAGCUGCUCCAACAGGAUGUCCUCGAGGUGCGCAACAAGCUGACGGCCAUCAUCCAAGGCGUCCAGACGCGAUGUUGCCUGAGCAACAUGCGAGACCUGGACGAGCAGGACAAGCAGGCGGUGUUGUCCCGCACCCGGGAGAUCCUCCACCAGGGCUACAAGUUCGGGUUUGAGUAUCACAAGGACGUGAUCCGGCUGUUUGAGCAGCGGAUCAUGGACCAAAAGGACAGCGGUGCCCACACAGUGGACCUCGCGCUCGGCAUCAUUGCCUAUGCCAAAAUGUGGAUGCAUUUCGUGAUGGAGCGUUGCGAGCGGGGUCGUGGAAUGCGCCCUCGCUGGGCCUUCCAGGGCCUGGAGUUCCUGAUUCUUGCCUGUGACCCACAGAUAACCCAGCACCUGGACGAGCACCAGUUCGAGGAGCUCAAGCAACAGAUGGAUCGCUGUAUUUCGCACGUAAUAGGCAUUACCUCGGAACCGGAGAAGGUGGCCAAAAAGAAGGCAUCGCCGCGCACACGUAAGACCUCAUCGCCGGCCACUUCGCGCUCAAGAACACCCACCCGGACGCCCAUGUCCGCCGGGAUCGUGCUCAAUCCCAACACACCGCCACUGCAGUCGCCGCCGUACAACAAACUCCUGCAUCCGCAGUUCAGCCUGAAGGAGGACCUCCUGCAGCAGUCUAGUAAUACGUACAGCUCCGUGGAUAGUGCCGACUAUGUGGACACUCCCUGCCAAAGGAGUCCCAACGGGGAGCUGCGUCUGCUGGUGCCACAGACACCGCCAACGCCUGCCUCCUCCGGCAAAGGUAGCAUCGAGGGCACGCCACUGGCCUUGCGGCAGGAAAGGGUGAGGGAUGCGGUGAACCGCUUGGAUCUGGAUCUAGAGGAGCGACUACGCGAGCGCCGUCUCAUUGGCCAGGUGAAGGCCCUCAACUCCAGCGACAAGGUGCACAUACGGGCGCGCAGUGUCCACUUCCGCUGGCAUCGCGGCAUUAAGAUCGGCCAGGGACGCUUCGGCAAGGUGUAUACGGCGGUGAACAACAACACCGGGGAGCUGAUGGCCAUGAAGGAGAUUGCCAUCCAGCCGGGAGAAACCCGAGCGCUCAAGAACGUGGCCGAGGAGCUGAAGAUCCUCGAGGGCAUCAAGCACAAGAAUCUGGUGCGCUACUACGGCAUCGAAGUGCAUCGUGAGGAGCUGCUCAUCUUCAUGGAGCUGUGCUCUGAGGGCACCCUGGAGUCGCUGGUGGAGCUAACUGCCGGCUUGCCGGAGGCCUUGGCCCGCCGCUUCACCGCUCAGCUGCUGUCGGGAGUGGCGGAGCUGCACAAGCAUGGCAUUGUGCAUCGCGACAUUAAGACAGCCAAUAUCUUCCUCGUGGACGGCAGCAACAGCCUUAAGCUGGGCGAUUUCGGGUCGGCGGUAAAGAUCCAGGCGCACACCACCGUGCCCGGCGAGCUGCAGGGUUAUGUCGGCACCCAGGCUUACAUGGCGCCGGAGGUGUUUACGAAGACAAAUAGCGAUGGACAUGGCAGGGCUGCCGAUAUCUGGUCGGUGGGCUGUGUCGUUGUGGAGAUGGCCUCGGGCAAGCGUCCUUGGGCCCAGUUUGAUUCCAAUUUCCAGAUCAUGUUCAAAGUGGGCAUGGGCGAAAAACCGCAGGCGCCCGAAAGUCUCUCCCAGGAGGGACACGACUUCAUUGAUCACUGUCUGCAGCAUGAUCCCAAGCGGCGUUUGACGGCCAUGGAGUUGCUGGAGCACAAUUUUUGCAAGUACGGUCGAGACGAGUGCAGCGGCGAGCAAUUACAGAUGCAGGUGCGAGGCUCCUUUAGGCGGAAUGUGGCGACGAGCUAAUUUUCCUGCAUCCUAGCUGAUGGCUGAGCUGACCCGAAACCUCCGUUUUGUUGUUUUACUUAGCACACCCCUGCAUAUGAUGCAUAUGCUGAGCGGUGGGCACUUUGUUUAGUGUCUAAAUUAUGUGAAUGUCGAUUAUUUUAAUGGCCACGCCUAGUUUUAUGUUGGACGAAAUAUAUACCCCGUAUAAAGUAAAGACACAAGCCUGUAAUCAUACCGUA